Molecule: messenger RNA, 2799 nt
Organism: Osmia bicornis bicornis
Lineage: Eukaryota; Metazoa; Arthropoda; Insecta; Hymenoptera; Megachilidae
Exons: 3
Coding region: 1822-2331 (169 amino acids)
Biological process (GO): nucleosome assembly; chromosome condensation; negative regulation of DNA recombination
Cellular component (GO): nucleus; nucleosome
Molecular function (GO): double-stranded DNA binding; nucleosomal DNA binding
Source: RefSeq, a predicted model, not a curated record
UUGCAUCGUCCCCGAUCUCGCCCCGAUGUUGAAUUCAACCUCUGUUCCCAUUUUCUUCAACAAUCACUCACUAUUUCUCACAAAAAUACUGAAAAUUAUCACCACGCCGGCUAAUUCGAAAAUUCCUCCUAACGUAAUGGCGGCAAACUGACGCCACGCUGCGCGCGCAUACAAAAUGGAGGGCGCUGCGCAUCGUUUGAAAUCUACCUUUUCUAUAUCGAUAAUUCAGUUUCUACGAUUGAGAUUACCGAUCAAGAAAUCGAAAAGAAAAUUAUACGAAUUUCUUUCAUGGAUUUUCUUAGACAGACAAAAUUAUAAAAUAAAACUAUCGUACAACUUUCUUUCUUUUAACUACAGUGAAUUAAUCGAGAAUCUUAUUAAUGAACGCGUGUCUAAUUUCAUCUUUGCCAAUCAUUCACGCGCAUCGAUGGUAAAAGAUUCAAUGACGCUACGAAAUUCCAUGAACCCGUGCCAGAUGCCAGUAGAGUCAGAGUCAGUUCGUGCUGCUCUCUGCAGGAGAUCUCAGCAACAUUAUAACAAGAUUCCUCUUAUCGAAAUUUAUUACAUAGUUAAAUAAAACUUUUGAACGUUGCGCGUUACAUUUUACAGAUAAACCUAAUAAUGUUCGCCAUCGUUGCGAUUAAACGAACGAUAUGUACCACGAGGAUCGUCCAUUCUAUUCGACAAUUAAAUCCAUCACGAGUUUCAGUCAAGAACGAACGAAUCAACUUAGGAUGAUUAACCUAAACAAAGGAACACCUUGCAGCAGUAAUUAAUUUACAUGCUAAAAACAAAAUGACAUUUAAUAAUCAAAGAGGUAUAUGACAAAGACAAGAUACUAUUUUCAAACGAUAAUAAUUCAGAAUUAAAAAUCUAAUCAAAUUGCAGGUAAUUAGAGGCAUAGAUAGACGCAACAGGUAUAUACAGAAUACAGUAAUAAAUGCAUGGCGUUUAGGAAUUUCCAAUCAGUAAUCGAGAAAAUCAGAUCGAUCAAUUCACGGAACAUUUGAAUUAAUGACGCACACUUGUCGCCAUCGACGAGCACGUCCAAUCUUUUCUACCGAUCUAUGAAAUAAUGCUUUCAUAUAUAUAUUUUUCUCAAAGUUGUCUGUUCUCGGUAAAAGAAUUAUUGAAAAAAAAAAAAAUGUUCGAAACUCGUGUUAAUUUUGUAUUCUUUUGCAGGAUAUCUUAAAAGGUGUUGAAACACGAGUAUAGCUAAUCUCGACUCGUUUUCACCGCGACUCUCGUCGAUAAUUCGAACGGCAAAUUUUUUUUCUACUUUUUUUACGAAUGCUCCUCUAAUUGUACUCUCAAUUUGCAAGUCAAACAGGCGGAAGAGUACUAUAUUUACGAAGGCAUGAGAAAACAGCUUCGAUGACGUCACUGUUUAAAGGUCUACCGUGUUCUUCUGGCGCUAUUCGGUGCCGUUUUAUUUCUGCUUGGGUAGACCAACACCGGACCAGGACCAACAGAUCCGAGCAGACAUGCGAAACCGUCGAGCGAAACUAUCUUCAUAUACAUUUAUACUGGAAGCGUUUACAGCAUAUCAUUGAUAAUCAUGCUGAAAAUUGAUCGACGAUCGUCUCUUGGAUACUCCGUUUGUUUAACGUUAGAUUCGCGAUGCAACUUUAUUGGUUUUACAAAAAUAGGUGUCUACUAAAUUUCAUGGAAUUUCUAUCGUGACCGUCUUCUUUUUAAUACCACAUUUAUAUCAUUGAAUUUCGAGGAGAGAAAAUUUUUUCAACUGAGAAGAUUGAUGAAUAUUAAAUCAGAAAAUUGAAAUGUUCAAAAGAUGAUUAUAUUAAACAAACAACUGGCAGAAUGGUGAACGAAAGAACUCCUAAAUUCGAGGCUCAAGUUAUGCACGCUAUACGUAGGCUACAGACUGUUAAAGGAUCUACUCAACGAGAAAUCAGCAAUUAUAUUUCCCAGGAAUACGAUCUUCCUUUGCAGGAUGUCAGACGACAAGUUCAGCUCGCUUUGAAGCGAGGGGUUACGUAUGGGAUUCUUCAACGAAUGAAGGGAGGAUGUUUCACGUACAAUCAACAGCUGUUCGAUGGACAUUCGUUGGAGACAGAGGUCGAGAUUCCGUGCAAAGGGCGAAGGAGGCGGCGUAAAUCUCGCCGAUCGCGAAGGCGUCGAAAAUCGAGGAAAAGACAGCGGGGAAAAACGAGGAGCAAAAAAGCGGAGGAGAUUGUCAAGGAAAUCGAUGGAACAGAUUUGAAAAUGCUGACCAAACAAGCCAAGAGAAGCAGCACCCUCUUAAGAAGAGACGUCCCUGAAAGCGAGGCUUCUUCUACCACGUGGAAAUCCGACGAAAUACGGGAAUGAUCCCCUUUCCAUAGUCUACACACUCUACAUUCUACAGACAAAGAUUUACUCAAGAAAAGGAAGCGGAUGCAACUGGUAAACACCGGUGUAGAAUGUUUGCGCACAUCCAUUUAAAUGCAUUUUCCAAUUCAAACACCUUCUGCAAGCUCCUUCGUACUGGGAACUCGAGGUAGACUAUGCUUUCAGUAACGAAACAGAAAUAAAAUAAGCCUUUUACAUUGCACAAGGCUUUCAAACGGUAAUACAUUAUAUCAACUUGGAAUUCAAAUAGAAAAUCUUAACAAUUCCUUUUUCUUUGCAGUUCAUUAAUGAUAUCAUCUCAAAGAAGAAACUGAAGAGUAAUUUGAAGAGAAAUUGAAUAUUCAUUGUGUAUACACGUUUUUAAAUAUCCUCUUGAAUUAAUUUUUGUACCUGGUAUCUUUGUAUGUGUAUUUGAAAUUUUUAAUAAUGAAUAUAAGUUUUUCUGUA